AUGUCUUCACCGCCAUCCUCGUCGAAAGCUGGACACGCGACUUCGUCGUCGUCGCAAAAGGAUGACACAGCAGCAGAUAGCGAGCUGUCGGCACUUCUCGACAGUGCACUGGAUGAUUUUGGCCGAUUGAAGAAUACAGACGAUGAAAUCGACUCGAUCAUGGAGAAUAUGGAUCAAGAGGCAGCACAGAAGGCGGCCAGCCAUUUCGAUUCGUUGUUGAAGAAUCUUACCUUAAAUACUGCAGCCAAUCAACAGAAUGCUGAAGCAACAACGAAUAAUCCAGCGAUGAGUAGUAGCAGUAGCACACCGCAAACACCAAUGACUGAAGAGGAGAGGCGAGCCGCAGAGAACUUCCAAAAGAUGCUCAAAACACUCGUCGAGGCUGAAGAGAAAGCGAUCAACGAGACUCGUACCAACCCAGAGGCACAACCAUCUGAAGCUGAAGCAGCUGAAGCGAGUGCUUUCCUUGAACAACUCAAGGUUAUUACUAUAUCUUUGAUGGAAAAUUAUAUUCUUUUGGUUUCAUCAUCUCGUCAUAUAGGUUUCAUUUGA
Molecule: messenger RNA, 552 nt
Organism: Anisakis simplex (herring worm)
Lineage: Eukaryota; Metazoa; Nematoda; Chromadorea; Rhabditida; Anisakidae
Source: the annotation of a GenBank genome assembly